This is a messenger RNA of Chaetura pelagica (chimney swift), 564 nucleotides long. RefSeq names its product uridine phosphorylase 2 (gene UPP2). Gene Ontology annotation, molecular function: uridine phosphorylase activity. The record is from RefSeq and is a predicted model, not a curated record. Gene Ontology annotation, cellular component: cytosol. Gene Ontology annotation, biological process: uridine catabolic process. Lineage: Eukaryota; Metazoa; Chordata; Aves; Apodiformes; Apodidae.
AUGACACUUUCCUCCCAACAGCACGGGAUGGGCAUCCCUUCCAUUUCCAUCGUGCUUUACAAACUAAUCAAACUGCUGCACCACACAAAGUGCCAAGAUGUCACCAUUACACGCAUCGGUACCUCCGGAGGCUUAGGGAUCAAGGCUAGGUCUGCUGUGAUGACUGACAUGGCAGUGGCCUCCUCCUUCAAGCCACAGUUUGAGCAGGAUGAUGUGGUAGUUGGGAGCACUGAGCUGGACAAGUACCUCAUGGAGGAGCUACUUGCCUGCAGUAAGGAGAUUCCUGUUAUCAGCCAUACCAUGUGCACCUACGACUUCUACAAAGGUCAGGGGAGAGCAGAUGGAGCAGUGUGCUCUUUCUCCAGAGAAAAGAAGUUGCAGUAUUUGAAAAGAGCUUAUGAUGCUGGUGUAAGGAACAUGGAGAUAGAGUUGACAGCUCUGGCUGCCCUGUGCACAAUCCUGAAGCUGGUUUCACCAACCUGCAUGUUUUCCAUGCCCCACUGUUACACAAAAAUCCCUCUGAAAAUCCCACUCUGGCCUCACCAUGUCAGUAACAAGCCCUGA